AUUUUCUCAUUUAGUUCACCACUGAAAAACAGACACAUGUCAUAUUUGAAGUUCGCAAUUGGCAAAGUCAUCCAAACAAAAUCUGUGGCCCGUUGCAUUUCACUUCAGUCAGAGCAGAGCAACUUGCUUUCCGAUUUUCUUCGAGCCAUGGAAGCUACUGCUUCAAAUCCCUCCAUUGUCACCGCCUCAAGAACAAUUCAACGUUACCGGCGAUUAUCCACUCUCUCACUUCGAUUCCCUACUUACCGGACAAAACGUUUUUCUCCUUUCUCGCUCACAAUCACAAGAUGUUCCACCACAAAAAGUAGAGAAACGGGUCAAGAUUCAACCUUUGAAUCAUCGAUCUCUCUGAAGAGAGGGCUGGUUCUUGAUCUGGGAGUCUCUAAAGAUUCAUGGGACAGUGAGGAGAUUGGUUCUCCGGUUGUGAAGAGAUUUCUAAGCGAUAACGAAGAGAGAUGGUACCUGUGGUACCAUGGAAGCUCCAAGCAGAACCCUGUUUCUGAUUCUAUCGGAUUAGCGGUCUCAAACAAUGGGAUUCAUUGGGAAAGAGGAAAAGGGAAAGUUGAGUCAAGCGACGAUGUGGGUUUGGUUAUGGGCUGUGGUGAAGACUGGUGGGGAUUUGAUACUGCAAGUGUUCGACCCGGUGAAGUUGUGAUAAUGUCGAGUUCUAAAGUCAGAGCUGAUAGCUCUGUUUACUGGAUGUAUUACACUGGCUACACUACUGAGACGGUUGAGUUUCAAUCCCAAGGUUUCACUUUCGGGUUGGUAAAUCCGGAAAGGUUUCACCUUUGUGAUGAGAAUGUUGAGAAAUCUAGGGUUUAUAGGUCACUUGCUGGGCUAGCAAUUAGUCAAGAUGGUAGGCAUUGGGCUAGAAUUGAAGGUGAGCAUCAUAGUGGGGCAUUGUUUGAUGUUGGUUCUGAAAAAGAUUGGGACUUUCACUAUAUUGCAUCUCCACAUGUAGUUUUCCAUGGAGAUGGCGAUUUACGGAUGUAUUACCAUUCGUUCGAUGAUAAAACCGGUGAAUUCUGCAUUGGGAUGGCAAGGUCUAGAGAUGGGAUCAAUUGGUUAAAGUUGGGAAAGAUCUUAGGAGGAAGAAAAUCCGAAAAGGAUGAAUCGGGUUUCUUUGACGAGCUUGGAGGUAGAUAUCCUUGUGUGACAAGGAACAAGAGCGAUGAGAGUUAUGUGAUGGCUUAUGAAGGUGUAGAUAGAACCGGGAAGACGAGCAUUGGCUUGGCGGUUUCGAAAGACGGGAUUAAUGAUUGGAAACGGGUACAGGGAGAGGAAGCCGUGGUUGCGGUUGGUGAAGGCGGUGCGUGGGAUAAUGAAGGAGUUGGGUGUCCAUAUUUGAUUGAGAUGGAUGGAGACUCUGAUCAUCAAUGGAGAUUGUAUUAUAGAGGUGUUGGUAAUGGUGGAAGAACAGGAAUAGGCUUAGCUGUUUCUGAAGGCAAUUUGAUCACUAGUUUUACAAAACAAACAGGGAUUCACUUGUGAGACUGACAAAAUAAAUGUCUUUUGCUUUUGAGAUACACUUUGAUGUUAAAGAAAUUUGAUUAAGCGGU
Messenger RNA from Arabidopsis arenosa, 1559 nucleotides. Lineage: Eukaryota; Viridiplantae; Streptophyta; Magnoliopsida; Brassicales; Brassicaceae. The record is from the annotation of a GenBank genome assembly.